AUGGAUGCUAGUGAAGACAAUUUACCGGGCUCUAACGGCAACGACACUUUUGGGAUAUCCCGGUCGGGUCAGAAAUCUGGUUCUAACGACUUUGUACGCAAGCUCUUCAAGAUCUUGGAAGGCGGCCAAUACACUCACAUCGUACAAUGGACUGAGGAUGGGGAUAGUUUUGUUGUUUUGGAUACGAAUGCAUUCACGACUCAGAUUCUACCGCAGCAUUUCAAACACUCGAACUUUUCCAGUUUUGUGCGGCAGUUGAACAAGUACGAUUUCCACAAGAUCAAGCGAACUACUGAGGAAAAGCAGAACUCGCAAUAUGGUGAACACAGCUGGGAGUUCAAGCACCCGCACUUCAAGAUACAUGACGAAGAACAGCUCGAUAACAUAAAGAGGAAAUCAGCAAUGCAGAAAAAAUUCUUACUGUAUGAAAAUACCGUUUUACUGAAGCAAAAUGCAGAGAACGGAGUAGUUGUGGACUCGGCAGCCGAUAUGAUAUUCAACAAUACUGUGAGUAAAUCUAAGUUUCAUCAGCUAAAGCGGAAAGUCGAAGCUCUGGAUCAAGAAGUAAAUUACCUGAAAAACGAAAAUUACGAAUUGAAAUUGGGUCACCAGAAGUCUCAGUCCAAAUACAACACACUUUUGGAUAACCUUAUAUCGACAAAAGAGUUUAGCAACGUCCUGGUCACAAAUUUUAACGUUCUUGUCAACAGUUUAACCUCCCAAGGUUUAGAAAUUCCUGCUAACUUAACAUUUAACGCUACAAUGCCCACGACGCAUACGGUGAAAAGUACUCAGUCACCACAGAUGAGCUCUGCGGUUCCCACACUGCCGGUUCGAAAAUCAUCAAACAUUGACUCGGGCCCGCCAUCCACUACGCCACACAUGAUUUUAGAUCACCCAAUAUUACGGCCGGGAUUUAAUGUGCUUCUGGUAGAAGAUGAUUCUAUCUGCAUUCAGCUAUGCUCCAAAUUUCUGAUGAAGUAUGGUUGUACCGUGGAAGUUGUAACAGAUGGAUUGGCGGCCAUUUCAACACUAGAAAAGUUUCGCUAUGACUUGGUAUUGAUGGACAUUGUUAUGCCUAAUCUGGACGGUGCUACUGCGACAUCUAUAGUCAGAAGUUUUGACAACCACACCCCAAUCAUCGCAAUGACAGGAAAUAUAGAAGAUCAAGACUUGGUAACCUAUCUACAGCAUGGCAUGAAUGACAUUCUGGCAAAACCAUUUACUAAAGACGAUUUGCAUUCGAUGCUUAUAAGAUAUUUGCGAAACCGAGUACCUCUCUCGGAACAAAGAUCAGAAUUGUCCUCAAAGACUCCUCCAUCACCCCCCCUACCGCAUAGCAGCGAUGUUUCAAAUCUAACUCGCGAAGAACCUCCAAUCAAAAAACAACACGUAUAG
Molecule: messenger RNA, 1398 nt
Organism: Lachancea nothofagi CBS 11611
Lineage: Eukaryota; Fungi; Ascomycota; Saccharomycetes; Saccharomycetales; Saccharomycetaceae
Source: the annotation of a GenBank genome assembly